Molecule: messenger RNA, 3304 nt
Organism: Owenia fusiformis
Lineage: Eukaryota; Metazoa; Annelida; Polychaeta; Sabellida; Oweniidae
Source: the annotation of a GenBank genome assembly
ACAGAACAUACAUCCUAACAGCACAUUAACCAAUCAAGCUCCCAUUGGUGAAACUUUAAAUAACAGACUGAUAAUUAUAACACUAUGGAAUAAUUUCAGGAGGAUUAAAACCAAUGAUAGGCAUUCAUCUGAUACAAACUAAUUCCGUGAGAACAAAACAACAUUAAAUAUUUAUACUUUGGAUUAUUCAAUAUAAUAGAGUUCUUCAUUUCCAGUGCAUGGAACCUAUAUACAAAUUGAGAUUGUAGCAGGUGUUUUAAUUGAUACUCAACUAGAUAAUGAGACAUAAGUAUUGAGAAACUACGUGUGUUACUUGGAAUAGCAUGUGGAGAUUAUCAAUGAAGAAUAAGAUGAGCAUGUAGAAAAGGGCUAAUUGGUUUCUUACGGAAUGAGCCAUAAUACCAGAUACAAGAUAAUACACCUGAUGGUGAACUUAGUAAACUUGUAACAGGUAUACUAGAUAAUGAUAGAUGACAAACAUGUUUAAUAGGGGAAAAGGUACAAGAAAUAUUGCACACUAAUUGGUCAUGCAAUCAGAUCUAAGGGAAUACAGUAUUUUUAAAUGCUUGAAGUUAGACGAGGACAAAGGGAUUAAUGAAUGAGAUGUAUUCUUUUGAGCACACCCAGGGGAAACCUUGACCAAUAUGAAUGGCCAAACCUAAGAAUCUAUUCACAAACUUAAUUUUCCUCACAUCAACUAUAUAUCACUCAGAACGACAAACACAUGGGAAUAAUCCUCCUGUAACAACUUUAUUGGAACCAACGAAAUAAGCAGAUUUACACAUCAUCCUGAACAAUUUUCUAAAAGUGUAAAGAAGAGAAUACAAAUAAAGUAUUUCUUAAAUUACCAAAGAAUCAAAUUAGCACUUAGGUAAUGUUGAAGCAAUUGGAUUGAUACAAUUGUCUGCAACUCUAAUGGGAGAUGAAUGUGAUGUUAAAGACAAUGUGGAUAAUGAAACAGGGAAAGAAGAUGUUAAGAAGGAUGACACAGGUGUGAUAGGACAGCCAUGUCGUUUUGUCAAACAUGGCUCAAAAUACUCUAUCCAGAUUUAAAACAGACAGGCCCUAUAAGAGGAGGAACUACCCCAAAUCCUCUAAGCACAUCUGGGUACUAUACAAACAGUACCAGGGAGUAUGUAUCAGAAUGUCCCACUGAACUGACAGGACUAAUUGUGGGAUAUGCCCUCCUUGCAUUGUUCCUUCUCUCCAUGUUCUACUGUGCUAUGUGCUACGAACAAGGCAAGAAAUCCAAGACUACAAAUCAAGACAUAGAAAAAGGAGAGUAUGGGGGUGGGGGCUUUAAUAAGCAUAAUACUCUCGGUGACAGCCUAACUGCUACACUUCUAUCAGACAAAUAUUUAGAUAGACGAGCAAAGGAUAUGCUCUGCGCCCAGAAACAUUUAGAUCCAAAGACAGCAGCUUUAUUCAGAGCUAGUUCACACCAUCGAAGCGGAAGUAUUAAGUCUAUAAAGAGUAGUCGAAAUAACUCAUUGAAAAGAUCAGACAGCCGGAAAAGCCGCGGAUCUAUCAGAUAUCACCAUGCUCAUCGCCCCAGGAGGAACUCAAGGAAUCAAUACACAAAUGACCCAGUUGAUCCUUUUACGGAGAUCACCAUCGAGAUUCCCCCAUAUACCCCACUACAUAGAAACAUGGUGGCCCCAAGGGCAAUGGAGGAAUGCUGCACCAUCAGUGAUGAUAUCUCUUUCAUCUAUUCAGAAGGAGAUUAUGGCAAUGACAACACAUUAGCAUGUGGCGAUCCCAACUUAUGCUACAACUCAAUAGUUGAUAUAUGCAACAACAAUGACACUUCUUAUCAGCAGAUUGAUGAGACCUCAUUCAUUCUACCUAGAGAAAACUCAAAUACCAAUUCCAAAAAGUGCUCUAAAAAUACCAAUUAUCAGGAGCCUGGGGUACCUUGCAUUAGCGCCACUAAUAUAUCUUCCCUUCCCAGUGGCAAUAUAUUACUAGACAAUACACGUCAAUACAUAUCACCCAAUCCAGGUUUACCAAUACACCCAGGCUAUUUAAAACCAAAUAGGAAAGCUGUAGACAAAAGCGACAAUAACACCACUGUUGAUGAUUCUAUGCAAGAAUAUGCAAAGAUAAACAAUGCAGAUCAAUUAACAGAUAAUGUUGGUGACUUAGAAUAUUUAACGCCUUGGUUCAAUGAACCAAGUAAGAGACAUUCCAAUGAAGAUAUGGACUCUAUAGGUCACCAAAGCACUGAUGGCCUAAUCACUGUCAGCAGUGACCAUACUGAUACUGAAGAUGCUGAACCUGACACUGGACCUCAUAUAGUUAUAGAUCAUGUGAAUAACAAUUCAACAGAAACCUUUAGCUUAGAUAACAACUCAGAAGGCCCAGUAAUGAUUCCUAAAUGCUCAUGUUCAUUGAAUCCUGAUUCAGCCACAAAGUUGUCCAAACUCAGGGCUCAAGGCACAAACAGUGGCUAUGGAUCACUCCCUAAUGUGAUUGAUAACAACAUUACUACCUUAAUUACCCUUGAUGUAGACAAUGUGUCUGACUCAACUCUACAAAUGGGACAGACCUCACCAAGCAUCAGGUGUUCUACAUGUCAAGGUAGCCUCCCAAGUAGACAAGGGCUCAAUUUAUCAUCUCCCCCUCAAAAUGCACUCAUCGUACCGGAAAUUCAUACCUCGAACAGACGGCAUUCAUUUGAUUCAGCAUGCAUAGAAAAUAUUGCAAGACCUCGACCUAAAAGCUCUAGUUCUUUCGCUGUUGAUGAGGCAUUAAGAAACUUAAACCCUAAAACUGUGAUUAAACUCUUUCCAGUUGAUGGAAUUAGAACCAAUGGAUUAUACUCCGCCUCUCUACCAAGUAUAUCUGUAGACUCUGAUGCCAUAACGUCACCUGACAUAUCACAAUGUGACAACACCUCCCCUGACAUUUCCCAAUGUGAUAAUACAUCCCCAGACACUUCUCAGUGUGAUAAUGAAACAUGCAGUGGGGGCAGUGACAGUGUUAAUGAAAAUCGUGCACUUUUGGAUCCCUCAUCGCAUGAUGAAUCCCCUGAAGGCUUUAUACCUUUGCAGUAUCCUAAUAAAAAAUCGCAUAAACCCAAACAAAGAACUGAAUCAAAACAGAAGUUACUCUUUAAUAAUAUUGAAUAAAGGACACAACUAUAUCUAGUAUGAAAACUUUGGGCACAAUUUUAAUGAAUCAUUGCAAAAUAAAUAUAUUGAGCACAACAUAAUCUUUUCUUCAGAUGCAAAUAGCUUUUGAAUAUCAUUCUUUGCAAGAGCAAUGUUCUAACACAUCCUCAAAAAAUGUUUAUAUGCAUAAU